AUGAAGGUAGUGGAGAGAAUGGACAUUGGAAACAGUUCCGUUGUCACUGAGUUUAUCCUGGUGGGUUUAACAGAAUACUCGGGGACCCAGCUCCCUUUCUUCUUUCUCUUCCUGGGAAUCUACGUUGUCACUGCAACAGGAAACCUGGGCUUGAUCACUCUAAUCAGACUGAAUUCUCACCUUCACACUCCCAUGUACUACUUCCUCUUCAAUUUAUCCUUUAUUGAUCUGUGUUAUUCUUCUGUUAUUACCCCUAAAAUGUUGGUAAACUUCGUGUCAGAGAUAAACACCAUUUCCUAUGCAGGUUGCAUGACUCAACUUUUUUUCUACUGCGUUUUUGUCAGUGCAGAAUGCUACAUGUUGACGGUCAUGGCCUAUGAUCGCUAUGUGGCCAUCUGCAAGCCCCUGCUUUACACAGCUAAGAUGUCCCCUUGGGUUUGCUUUCUGCUGGCUGUGAUUGUGUAUAUGGGAGCAUUUGCUGCUGCUGGGGCCCACACAGGAUGCAUGCUGAGGUUGAUUUUUUGUGAGGCCAACACUAUCAACCACUACAUGUGUGACAUCUUUCCCCUGCUGGAGCUAUCCUGCACCAGCACUCAGGUCAAUGAGCUGGUGGUGUUCAUUAUCGUAGGCUUUAAUGUGGGUGUGCCCAGCCUCACCAUCACUGUCUCCUACACGUUCAUCCUUGCUAGCAUUCUUCACAUCCGUUCUACUGAAGGAAGAUUUAAAGCCUUUAGCACUUGUAGUUCACAUAUAAUUGUUGUUUUUGUUUUCUUUGGGUCUGGGGCAUUCAUGUACCUGCAUCCUUCUUCUGACUUGUCUAUGGACCAGGGGAAAGUGUCCACCGUGUUCUAUACAAUUGUGGUACCCAUGCUCAACCCACUGAUCUACAGCUUCAGGAAUAAGGAAGUUAGGAUUGUCUUGAAGAAAAGCCUUAGUGGGAAGAUAUGCUCAAUCUGCAAGCAGCAUUAG
This is a messenger RNA of Fukomys damarensis (Damara mole-rat), 969 nucleotides long. RefSeq names its product olfactory receptor 8B8. The coding region runs from base 1 to 969 and encodes 322 amino acids. The transcript is spliced from 2 exons. Gene Ontology annotation, cellular component: membrane. Gene Ontology annotation, biological process: sensory perception of smell; G protein-coupled receptor signaling pathway. Gene Ontology annotation, molecular function: olfactory receptor activity; G protein-coupled receptor activity; odorant binding. Lineage: Eukaryota; Metazoa; Chordata; Mammalia; Rodentia; Bathyergidae. The record is from RefSeq and is a predicted model, not a curated record.